GGUGUACAUGUUGCUGCUGGAUUUAUCAUUUUCAUAUUUUUUAUAUCGUAGGUAUAAUAAGUGACUUCAAAGGGAUCAUAGUAGGGCCUGACCGAUAUUAGAUUUUUGGGGACGAUAACGAUAUCACAUUAAGAGUUCAGUCAGAUCAGCCAGACGACAUCAAACUGGAAAACCAGAAAUGAUCUUAUUGAUGAAAUAGAAUCCAGGUUUACCACAUAGUUUUAAUCCGUUGUGGCCCAAAUGCCAUCUUAUCUAAUUACCUUUGAGAUUCACCAUAUAAUGACUCAGCUUAUUCAAAGUACAACUGUGAAAACUCGACUGGUGAAGUAUAACCUACAGCUUUAGAAACAAACAGCUUACGUUUCCUCCCUUUGAGCACAAAAAUGACGUUCUUUGUUAAAUCAAAUAUUUGGUAAAUGGUGCAGAUGAUCAACCUCUUCAGUUGAAAUAAUGAGAAUUAUACAUAUAAUAUAAUAGAAAUGCCAAAAUACACUGGAGUACUACUGUGUUGGACCAGAAUAUAGUGGACAUGCCCCCUAGGUGCAGCUGCUUAGAUAUCAAAUGCCAAAUUCUCUGUCUAAAGAAGUUUAAAUAGCCAGGGAAUCUCGGGGAAGCCACAGAGUACAAUAUGCAUGUGUGUGUUUUAUACUACUAGGUUAUCAUUGUUAUAUAACAGAACAAAGUUGAACCCUGGACCCAUUGAAUGUAUCCUGCAUCCUCUAUCCUGUUUCAGAGCUUCAGGGUGAGUCUGUUCUGACGGGUUUAAACGGGAAUGGUUCUGUUUUCAGAGAAAUGGAUUUCAAUAUUUAUGAGAGCUUCUUCAACGGACUAGCUACGUCUCUGUACAAGAAUGGAGCCUUCAGUCAGACAAGUACGGUGACCAGUGUACCUGCAAAGUCUUUUUUGAAAACUUUGCAGUUUUUCAGGCAACCACUCGGGCUGAUGAAAACUCUUUCCAUCGAGGUGAAAGUCACUGAAGCGCCCAGCUUCAGCAUCAGGCAGAGUGAUGGAAUCACUGUCAACACCAGAGCCAGAGUGCGAGUGUUCACAACGAAGGCCAAAAACAAGAUCAGGGCCGUCAAGAAACAGAGAAAUCUCCUCUCUGUGUCAGCGACAUUUAAGGUUGCUAUGGAGGUUGCUAUAACAUGGCAGAGUCUGACUUUCCAUUCACAUGAAGUCCUCUGUACCAUCGUCACCAAAACUGCCUUCAGAGAUGCAUUGGUGAGCGUUUUAAACAGUUUUCUGAAGAGCAAGAUUGAGAAAAAGAUUUCUAAAAUGUCCAAAGAAGUGGCAUCCACUCCUGGAGAGAUCGACAUCUGUAAGGUGAGUCUGAUGCACUUUGGGCUCCAUAAGGGUCAGGGUGAGCCUGGAAGUUGCUGACGCCAUAAUGGAGAAGCUGGUGGAGAAGCUGGUGGGGAAGGUCCACGAGAGACUUGGAGAAGUGCUGAAGCGUGUAUGAAGUCUGGUUGAGAUU
This is a messenger RNA of Labrus mixtus (cuckoo wrasse), 1474 nucleotides long. RefSeq lists its product as uncharacterized. The record is from RefSeq and is a predicted model, not a curated record. The transcript has 8 exons. The coding region runs from base 793 to 1380 and encodes 195 amino acids. NCBI's taxonomy places the organism in Eukaryota, Metazoa, Chordata, Actinopteri, Labriformes, Labridae.